Molecule: messenger RNA, 1227 nt
Organism: Arabis nemorensis
Lineage: Eukaryota; Viridiplantae; Streptophyta; Magnoliopsida; Brassicales; Brassicaceae
Source: the annotation of a GenBank genome assembly
AUGUAUGUGGUUGAGAGCAAAGCAGGAGCUAUAGGAUGUAUGAUACUUUCCUUGUGUAUCUUAGGAAGUUGGCCAGCAAUUUUGACUCUGUUGGAGAGAAGAGGACGUCUUCCUCAACAUACGUUUCUUGAUUUCACAACCGCUAAUCUCUUGGCCGCAAUUGUGAUCGCGUUUUCGCUCGGCGAGGUUGGAAAAAGCACGUUUUUAACACCUGACUUCACCACUCAGCUCUCUCAGGAUAAUUGGCCGUCGGUAUUGCUUGCAGUCGCAGGCGGCGUGCUACUUAGCGUCGGGAAUUUAGCGACUCAAUAUGCGUUUGCGUUUGUUGGUUUAUCAGUCACCGUAGUUAUAACCGCUAGCAUUACCGUAGUCAUUGGUACGACUUUGAAUUAUUUCUUGGACGACAAGAUUAACAAAGCCGAGAUCCUUUUCCCCGGAGUAGGUUGUUUCUUGGUCGCUGUUUUCCUCGGCGCUGCGGUUCACUCUUCAAAUGCGGCUGAUGUCAAAGCGAAACUCGAGUCAUUACCUAGCGAGUAUAAAGCCGGGACACAAGAUUUCUAUUCUUCCAUUAAAAAAGGUGAAGACAACUCUGAAAAAGAGAAAACUGAUGUUGAGUCUCAAGAGAAAGUACCAACGGGAAAGGCGAAAGCAGGGACCGCAGGGUUCUUUGUAGAGCUAGAGAACAAAAGGGCAAUCAAGGUCUUUGGGAAGAGCAUAAUGAUCGGACUAUUCAUAACGCUCUUUGCCGGAAUCUGCCUCUCUUUGUUCUCCCCUGCAUUCAAUUUGGCGACAAAUGAUCAAUGGAGCACAUUGCCAAAAGGCGUACCUAAGCUCGUUGUCUAUACCGCCUUUUUCUACUUCUCGAUCGCGGGGUUUCUCAUCGCUUUGAUUCUAAACCUCAUCUUUCUUUACCGGCCUAUGGCGGGAUUAGCGAGAUCAUCUCUUAAGAAGUAUGUAAAUGACUCUAAAGGUAGAGGUUGGUCUGUUUUUGCUGGCUUCUUGUGUGGGUUUGGUAACGGUUUGCAGUUUAUGGGAGGUCAAGCUGCUGGAUACGCGGCCGCAGACUCUGUCCAAGCACUUCCUCUUGUGAGCACAUUUUGGGGCAUAAUCUUGUUUGGAGAGUAUCGGAGAUCGUCGAAGAGAACUUAUGUGCUUCUGGUUAGCAUGUUAGUCAUGUUUGUCGCGGCCGUUGCGAUUCUCAUGGCGUCCUCCGGUCACCGGAAAUGA